AUGCAGAAGAGAAAACAACCAGAAGGUGAGGCUGCAGGCGGCGGCGGACCAUUUAGCUAUCACGGUAGUGGUGGUGGUGGUCGCGGUGGCUACAACAAUGGCCAUAACAACUACCAAGGUCAUGGAAAUUGGGGAAAUACUCCCAAUUAUCCUACGCCUCAUCCCUACAAGCAGAACCAUCCUAUAAGACCGGGCUACAACCAGAUCCCUCAAAUGGGCCAAGGUUAUAACACAUACCAGUUUGAACCCAAUGUCCCAUGGCAAUCUGGUAACGAACCUUCAAACCCAUUCUCUCAGUCUCACCAGGCCUGGUAA
Molecule: messenger RNA, 315 nt
Organism: Fusarium verticillioides 7600
Lineage: Eukaryota; Fungi; Ascomycota; Sordariomycetes; Hypocreales; Nectriaceae
Exons: 1
Coding region: 1-315 (104 amino acids)
Source: RefSeq, a predicted model, not a curated record